AUGCCCAUUCGACAGAGACUGAUAUCGCUGAUAGUCCGUGCUCGACUCUGGCUGGGCAAAAAGCGCUUUGGCUUCCUCGGACCGACCGUAAUCAGAGUGAGCAAAAACCGAAUUAUCAAAGGCCCAUGUGAAGUGGGAGAGCUUGAAGGCCUAGAAUACGUUGCGCAACACACCUCAAUCCCCGUGCCAAAGGUCUACCAAACCUAUCGAAUUGAUGAAAAAUUAUACAUCGAGAUGGAAUAUGUCCACGGUGACACUCUUCAAGCGGUAUGGAAUGGCAACGCCUUUUCAGCCGACGAGAAGCAGGCCUUGGUUAACCAGGUAUCCAACUACAUCGAGCAACUACGAGGGCUUGAACCGCCUCAAAACGGCAUAGUCGCCUCGCCAAAACUCGGACAAUGCUUCGACGUCCGUCUGGGAUACCGGCCCUUUGGUCCCUUUAGUAGCACUGAAGAAUUUCAUUCGUUUCUGCGAGGUAAUAUUCCGCUAGAGACUUGCUCGGAAGUCUUUGGCGAAGCUGUUACGCGCUGUCAUAGCCGCCAAUAUCGCAUCUCUUUUUCCCACGCCGACAUUUGCCCACGCAACCUCAUCGUGCACAACCGCAAACUUGUUGUCGUCAUUGACUGGCAAUUUGCCGGAUGGUAUCCGGAAUAUUGGGAAUAUACAAAGGCGCAUUAUACAUAUGCCAACGCCGACUGGUGGGCUAGGUUUGAGCAAGCUGUUACUCGAUAUGACGACGAACUGGCUGCAGAACGUGCUCUAUGGCGACAAUUAGAAGAGCCUGGAAUGUUGUACAACUAG
This is a messenger RNA of Fonsecaea monophora, 801 nucleotides long. RefSeq lists its product as hypothetical. The transcript has a single exon. The coding region runs from base 1 to 801 and encodes 266 amino acids. The record is from RefSeq and is a predicted model, not a curated record. NCBI's taxonomy places the organism in Eukaryota, Fungi, Ascomycota, Eurotiomycetes, Chaetothyriales, Herpotrichiellaceae.